UACCAACCCAAGCUCAUACCCGCUUCUCCCUCUUCACUAUUCUCUCUCUCUCUCUCUCUCUCUCAGCUAGUGCAGAACCCUAGAUUUUAGAGAGAGAGAAGCUGCAUCCCGACGGAGAAGCAAGGAAGAUAAUUGCGAGGUUGUGCCGAGAGGGAAAAGCGGCCAUGGAAACCCUAAUGGUGGACAGAGUGCAGAGCAGCCUGAGUCAAUUCAUGUGCCGGAACGCCAUCUUCCUCUGCGAACGCCUCUGCGCGGAGUUUCCCACCGAGCUGAACUUGCAAUUGAUGGCAACUUGUUAUCUGAGGAACAGCCAGCCUUAUUGUGCUUACCAUGUUCUUAAAGGGAAACAGAUGUCUCUAUCACGCUAUUUGUUUGCACUAUCAUGCUUCCAGAUGAAUCUCCUGAGGGAAGCGGAAGCUGCCCUGUGCCCAGCCAACGAACCAAACUCCGAGGUUCCAAAUGGGGCAGCUGGUCACUAUCUUCUUGGACUUAUUUACAGAUACACAAGCAGAAGGGCAUUUGCCAUCGAUCACUUUAUGCAGGCGUUGGCUAUAGAUCCUCUUUUAUGGACUGCUUAUGAAGAGCUGUGUGUGCUAGGUGCUGCGGAAGAGGCAAAUGAAUGCUUUAAUGAUGCAGUUGCUGUUCGAAUUCAGCCACAGUAUUUCUUUGAGUCAAGUUCUCAGAGCAUGGAUGGAGCUAGCGAGGAUCAUAGCAUACCUUCUAGUAGGACAGUGGGCUCACAAGAUAGUCCAAAGCAAUCAAAGCAAACGCAUGCUACUAACAAUAUCCCUUGUUAUCCUCAGGGUGUAGUAACUACAUCCGUGCAGUCAGCUAACUGCGUACCUUCUAAUUUAUCACUGUAUAACACACCUCCACCAUUAACACAGCUAUCUGGUAUUGUUCCACCACCUGUAUAUAGAAAUGCAUACUUGAACGCGUUAGGUGGUGAUGGUCCUUCCAAACCUAAUGCUCAUGCCACCAUUAUUCAGGCUCCAAGAAGAAAGUUCAUGGAUGAAGGGAAACUUAGAAAGGUUUCAGGGAGGCUUUUCUCGGGUUCGGAUUCUGGACCUAGAAGAAGUGCAAGACUUUCAGGAGAUGCAAUGGCUAAUGUUAAUCUCCAUUCCUCACAAACUGGAGCAAAUGGUACAAAUUACUCAUCCACAAAAUUUCUAGGAGGAUUCCCUUCAUCUAAAAUGGGCUCAACUGCCCUUCGUUCUGUUUCAAAUCGGAAGGGCCAACAAUUGUCUACUGAAAGUUUUGAUGAAGGGAGAAGACAAGAUACCUUUGAUGUUCCAUGGUCCCAGGCUUCUGCAGCAGCUUCAUCUUCAUUAUCGGUGAUCUCUGAUGGUGGGAAUACAGAGCAAGAUAGAGGAUAUCCAGCUAAUAGUGGAACUUCAGGUCAUGAAUCAGGAGUUAUAAAUGGUGCGAAGGAACUACUAUUUCUCUUACGAAUCCUUGGAGAAGGCUAUAGGCUUUCUUCUCUAUACAGGUGCCAGGAUGCUUUAGAAAUUUAUCUUAAACUUCCUCAGCAUCAGUAUAAUACCGGUUGGGUCUUAUCCCAGGUAGGAAGACUGUACUUCGAACUAGUAGAGUAUUUUGAGGCUGACCGGUUCUUUGAUUUAGCCCGGCGGUUAUCGCCAUGCACAUUAGAGGGAAUGGAUGGUUACUCGACUGUUCUAUAUCAUUUGAAGGAGGAAAUGAAGCUAAGUUACCUUGCUCAAGAGCUUAUCUCAAUCGAUCGAUUAUCUCCUCAAGCAUGGUGUGCUAUGGGUAAUUGCUACAGUCUACAAAGAGAUCAUGAAACAGCGCUAAAGAAUUUCCAACGUGCAGUUCAACUAGACUCAAGAUUUGCCUAUGCUCAUACGCUUUGUGGCCAUGAAUAUAUUGCACUGGAGGACUACGACAAUGGGAUAAGGUGCUUUCAUAGUGCGCUCCAAGUAAAUGAGAGACAUUAUAACUCAUGGUAUGGCCUGGGGAUCGUAUUCCUGCGCCAAGAGAAAUUUGAGUUUGCUGCACAUAAUUUUCAUAGAGCUUAUCACAUAAACCCACGCUCUUCCAUCAUCAUGUCCUAUUUGGGAAUGGCUUUGCAUUCUUUGAAGAGAAAUGAUGAGGCAUUGGUGUUGAUUGACAAGGCUAUUAUAGCUGAUAAGAAGAAUCCACUUCCAAUGUAUGAGAAAGCCAGCAUUCUCGUAAAUCUAGAGAGAUAUGAUGAGGCUCUAAAGGUUUUAAAGCAGCUAAUAGAGUUUUCUCCACGGGAGAGUAGUGUUUAUGCACUAAUGGGAAAGAUCUACAAAAUACUUAACAAGCAUGACAAGGCAAUGUUUUAUUUUGGAAAUGCCCUGGAUCUAAGGCCUCCUGCAGCUGAUGUUGCAAUCAUAAAGUCAGCGAUGGAGAAACUGAACUUACCAGAUGAAUUGGAGGAUUCAUUGUAAACUAAGUGUUUGGAGGAUGGUCUUGCGGUGAACAUCUAAAGCCGGCCUGCCUGGGCUUUCGGGUGAUUUGUUCUCAAAAGCCCCAAUGGAAAAGAAGUUCCCAGAAGCUGGUGCGGGUUAAAGAGUGUAAAAUAAACUAGUUUCAUUUUUGUAGCAUUAGGAUGUAAUUAGGAGAUUCAAUUUAUUACUCUUUUGAACUGUGUUAUGAUAAAUUCUCAUUUUUAAGUGCAAGAGCAAGAGGAGCGAAAAGGAAAAAGUAGUUGUUAUUUCAUUUUUUAUAUGGCAUUUAAUUUUAAUCUACAAGUGGCCAGCCCAUUUACCUUCUAAUAAUAGUUCCUAUUAAAGUUA
Molecule: messenger RNA, 2780 nt
Organism: Dendrobium catenatum
Lineage: Eukaryota; Viridiplantae; Streptophyta; Magnoliopsida; Asparagales; Orchidaceae
Product: cell division cycle protein 27 homolog B
Exons: 16
Coding region: 165-2432 (755 amino acids)
Biological process (GO): cell division
Molecular function (GO): protein binding
Source: RefSeq, a predicted model, not a curated record